Plasmopara halstedii is the source of this 432-nucleotide messenger RNA. RefSeq lists its product as uncharacterized. Bases 54 to 272 code for a protein of 72 amino acids. NCBI's taxonomy places the organism in Eukaryota, Oomycota, Peronosporomycetes, Peronosporales, Peronosporaceae. The transcript has a single exon. The record is from RefSeq and is a predicted model, not a curated record.
AUGGUAGUUGAAGGGAAGUUGAAAAGUGGAAAUAGGUGCAGAAGUUAACUGCUAUGAUGAUGAAGUGUAGGGAAGUUGCUAGCUUACUCGAUUUGAGUUCGCUUGCUGCCGACAAUUUUGUGAAUGAAGUCUCUGAGCACAAGAGACUUGAACGGCAGAAACACUUUAGCACUGAUGGGGCAAGCCCAGUACAGUGCGGUACCCACUAUGCUCGCUGUGGUCUCCGCAGUCACACGCCCAUCAUGGCGCUCGAAUCCUUCGAUGCGAACUGAGAACCAAAUUCUCUCACUACGCAGCCGUAAACCAGCUCUUCAAAAUCCAGCCGCUUUUUCUCGAUCGUGUUUACUUUCGAUACUGUACAGGCACACCUUAUUGUACAGUACUUUACUGUAACUGUCAGAAUCUGAUGAUUACGACCAGUCUGAAUUUCAC